AUGUCGACAGCAUCUGAUCAAUCCCGAGGCAUCAACCGACGGAUUAAUAGUAUUCAAAAUGAUUCUCGCCACACGCGCACCCUUUCUGGGUCCCGCCGACGCCCUGUGAGCCCUACGACAGCCUACACAUUUGCUCUCAGAGUCGCUUACCUCUCAUACCUCCUUCAACCUCGUUCGCGCCGUGUACAAAAUGUGCCCGCUCCUUACCUGCGACCGAAGCGCUCGUCAACCUCCUUCCACGACCUGAUGAGCGAUUUCUCUCUUGUUAGGGAUUCGAAGAGCACGCGGUUUCCCCACGGCUUCAUAACUGAACUCGAGAAGAGGCUAACGGGUGUCUUAACCAAGAAAGAGAAAAGAAAGGAAUAUCAGGACCCCUUGGUUGUCAGAACGUUCGCUGCAUUUCUCAAUACCCUUAAAGAGCAGUCAUUCAAGAAGCGCAUGGAGAAGGAUCGGCGAGCCGAAGAUCUUGUCCUUAUUUUCUACUCAAAUGCAACCAAGGAAUUGAGUAAAGGCAAAGAUCCAGACGAUGACCACUGGAAAUUUAUGGUGGACAGGCAUGUCGCACUCUUUGUCCGCCUGAUUUCGCAUAUUUUGAAAGAUAAUGACUGGGCGAAAGAACGACCGGAGCUGGCGAACCGAUUAUCGGUCUUGGAGAAUAAACUCCUUUCCCAGGAUCAGGACCUUGUGCAGUCUAAUGGUCCGUCAACAGUGGAAGUUAUAGUACCUCUAAGUUAUGAUGUGAGAGAUAUGCCUCUAGUGCAACAUGUUGCAAAGGUUUUCGAUAUAAGCACUGCUCAAGUGCAGUCCGACAUUGACAAACACCGGGAGCUCUGGACUGCACAGGCGGCUCUCAAGGACCUCAAAGCCUACCAGACCCAUCUCAGUUUGAACACUCGAAAAACUAUGUCCAAAGAAGACUUUGAGAACGAAGAGGCAUAUGAAAGCUGGAGGAAAAGUGAAGGCCCCGACCUAUCCCAAAUGAUGCUUGCUAUCGUGCAAGCGAACCCUGAGCUAGCAAAAAGCACCCCAGGGGGUGCGCUUCCACCGUUCAAUGCAAAUGUCGGAGACAACAAUGAUGCAGCCCCUGGCGAUUUGUCAAAAACGAAUUCUGACAGGCCGAUUUCAUAUGUAAUCGAUCAGCCAGUGGAUAUCAGUUCGCUAUCCAUAGGCGAUGAGAACAGUGAACCCGAUGAAUCUGACACAUACACAUACAUACCACCAGACCCCCGAUCUAUGUAUGGGUAUAUUUUGGCUCAAACUUUGAGCCAUGACCUGAAAGAUCGCGAAAUUGAAGGUACACAAUUUGCGUCUGAACUCCCGUCUAUGAAGCUCCUCUCGAAGCAGUCAGCCGAGUUCUUGAACGAAGUUUGCCUUCGUUGGCGAAUCCCCUACUUUUCUAGGCUAGUGCUGUUCCUAGAAGUUGUCCGAUCGAAAUUUGUAGACAACGAGAUUGACCUCGACACCCUUGAUUCAGCAUUUACCUAUAUCAAGGAGACACCAUCAUCGGAGAAAAAGCGCAGCAGCUUUGUGGCUACCGUUUUCUUUGACCGACACAAGUGGACUAUACACGAUUUGCUCUCGAUGCAGCAGUUACUCUCCUCUCUCCAUGAAGCACUUCUGCGGGAGCUAUACGACUUCAUGAUGGACUGUUACGAAGGGAGACCUCGACCUAUUGGUCCCGUAAUGUAUGUUCUAGAGAACCAUAUUCAGCUUGAUCCCAACUAUAUAGAGGAUCUGGAGGAUAUCGACCGUUUUCGUUGUUACGUUCAGGAUGGUCUUGCCCAGAAAGCAACAGAAAAAUAUCAGGACCUCCUCGGGCAGUAUGUCCCAAUGGAUCAGGAGACCUGGCAAUUCGACCAUAUCAUUCAGCUUUGUGAGGCCAUAACAAAACUUGCUCAAAAGAUUAGGAAGCGCUACCGAAAUAAUCCGGAGAUCAUGGGGGUCAACCCAUACAAGAUCUUGCUUUCCAACGUGUUACCGAUAUUCGCAGAAGACGCUCAUGAAAUGGUGGCCCGAAUAGUCGAACAGGGCAAGUUGAGAGGGGAGGAAAUCCCAAUAGAGGAUGGUUUUGAUUUAUAUAAGCAACUCACGGCUAUACGUCAACUCUUUAUUGAGGCACUCCCUAGCGCUCCUUUCCCAUUCCGUGUUGAGGAUUUGCUGGAAGAAUUUGUCUGGCGGUGGAUCCGCAUGACAGAGGAGAAGAUUACAGAGUGGGUUGAGCAGGCUGUCAGACAAGAUGCCUUUGCCGUCCGAUCUGAUGACUCAACGGAGAUGAUCCCAGAGGAGCAUCGGCACAGCGUUUCCGUUAUAGACAUAUUCCGCUCAUUCAAUCAAGUGGUAGAGCAAAUGAUUCAACUCGGGUGGGAUGAUGACUUCCAGUACGCGAAAUUCAUGACUGCAUUGUCCAAAUCGAUUUCAAAUGGCCUUGCAAAGUACUGCGAGUCGUUGGAGCAGAUGUUCGCGCGAGAAAUGGACAGGCUCUCACCGGAUCAAGAGGCGGCUUUGAAUCAAACAGCCCAGGAAAAGCUAAUGCAAAUCGCCAAAGAAGCGUGGGCGAGCAAAGAGAAGAUUGAGCCAUUUCAAUUCUUUCCUGAGUCACUGGUCAAACUGAACAAUGUUGAAUAUGCCCUUACCCAGCUUGACAAGCUAGAGCGUGAAAUAAACGUUGAUGGCUGUGCAGAUGUUAUCGCCAAACAUGCUCCUCCACAGAUGCAGAAGAUGCGCAGAUCAACAACCUAUGUCUUCACGAUUAAGGUCGUAGAAGCUGAAGAUUUGAAAGCUUGUGAUAUGAAUGGGGGCAGUGACCCCUAUGUGGUACUGGCAGACGAAUAUCAGAAGCGCAUUGCCAAAACUCGUAUCAUCUACAACAAUCUCAAUCCACGGUGGGAUGAUUCUGUUGAUAUAACAACGCAGGGUCCUUUAAAUAUCAUUGCAACGAUAUGGGACUGGGACGCAGUGGGCGACCACGAUUAUGUCGGCCGCACUUCUAUCAAACUGGAUCCUUUACAUUUCAGUGAUUUCUUGCCGAAGGAAUAUUGGCUUGAUUUGGACACACAGGGCCGAUUGUUACUCCGUGUCAGCAUGGAGGGAGAACGGGACGACAUACAAUUUUAUUUUGGUAAAGCCUUCCGCACAUUGAAACGUACGGAGAGGGAUAUGACACGCAAAAUCACGGAAAAGCUGUCUGCUUAUAUCGGCCAUUGUUUAUCGCGUCGAACCUUGAAAUCCUUACUAUCGCGUGGUCUCAGUAUCUCCAGUGUUUCAAACUUUCUUAGCCGAAAUAAGACGCAAGCUACUGCCACAGGACCAUCAAACGCGGAUGUGGAGAAUGCACUAACUCCGCUUUUCGACUACUUUAAUGAUAACUUUGCGAUUAUGAACAAGACCUUAACAUCUGAAGCUAUGAAAAUGGUCAUGGCCCGAUUAUGGAAAGAGGUUCUUAGUACUAUUGAGUGCUUGCUUGUACCUCCCUUGUCCGACAAGCCAUCCCAUCAGAAACCUCUCACUAUGCAGGAGGUUGAUAUAGUCUCACGCUGGCUCGUGCUGCUCUUGAACUUUUUCCACGCUAUCGAUGAGGAAACCGGUGAAGCAAACGGGGUUUCGAUUGAUAUCUUGAAGUCGCCCAAGUAUCACGAGAUCCAAUCUCUUAACUUUUUUUACUUUGAACCCACCGAGAAUCUCAUUCGCACAUCUGAGAGAAUGGCCUCGGCAACCAUAUCUCGACAGCAAGCCAAUAGAAACCGAGCGUCCGCGCCGGCCCAUCUCGGUUCUGGAGGAUCGGGCGGGUUCCUCGGCGUUCCUGGUGCUCGGCGAGCCAAGAGCAUCAUGCUCUCGCGGAACCUUGGCACAAUGAAGAAGAUGAAGGAGGAGAAAUGGCGCGAGGCCCAGGCCGAGCCAAAUGAUGACAUGAUCUUGCGAAUUCUCCGUAUGAGGCCAGAAGCUGCUGGCUACCUGCGCGAUCGAAGUCGUCAGAAAGAGCGACUCGCAGCUGCUGCGGCUGCGGAUGCCAUUGUGAAACAAAGCCUGAUGGCUGGUGGGGGAAGGAUGACGGGAACUUUGGGGCGACGAUGA
Aspergillus bombycis is the source of this 4071-nucleotide messenger RNA. Its product is annotated as C2 domain protein. NCBI's taxonomy places the organism in Eukaryota, Fungi, Ascomycota, Eurotiomycetes, Eurotiales, Aspergillaceae. The transcript is spliced from 5 exons. The record is from RefSeq and is a predicted model, not a curated record. Bases 1 to 4071 code for a protein of 1356 amino acids.